Scophthalmus maximus (turbot) is the source of this 2773-nucleotide messenger RNA. It is a transcript of the gene cyp19a1b, whose product is annotated as aromatase. The transcript has 9 exons. Gene Ontology annotation, molecular function: heme binding; monooxygenase activity; oxidoreductase activity, acting on paired donors, with incorporation or reduction of molecular oxygen. Lineage: Eukaryota; Metazoa; Chordata; Actinopteri; Pleuronectiformes; Scophthalmidae. The record is from RefSeq and is a predicted model, not a curated record. Bases 1 to 1674 code for a protein of 557 amino acids.
AUGAAGGUUUUGCUCUGUGAGCUUCUUUUUCUCUGCUGGUUAAAGGAGACAGAAGUUGUCAUCGGUCAAACUCCACCUGCAGGCGGACAGAAGACACGGGGAGCCUGUUCAGGUGUGUGUGUGUGUGUGUGUGUGUGUGUGUGUGUGUGUGUGUGUGUGGCUGGAGUUACAAAGGAGAUGCUGGCGCUGGAGACACUCACCAUCUGCCCCAUGGUGGUUGACACGGUGUCCGAGGUCACUGUGCUUCUGCUUCUUUUGCUUCUAAUGCUGCUCUUCACCGUCUGGAGCCGAGCACCACGGUCACAUAUACCAGGUCCUUCUUUCUUGGUAGGAAUCGGUCCUAUUCUCUCCCACGCCAGGUUCACCUGGACUGGGAUUGGAACAGCGUGCAACUACUACAACAUCAAAUAUGGCAGUAUCGUCCGGGUGUGGAUUAACGGCGAGGAGACCCUCAUCUUAAACAGGUCUUCAGCAGUGUAUCACGUUUUGAUGAGCCCCCACUACGUCGCCAGAUUUGGGAGCAAAAAGGGGCUGCAGUGCGUCGGGAUGGAAGGGAGGGGGAUCAUUUUCAACAGUGAUGUCCCACUCUGGAAAAAAGUGAGGACAUACUUUUUUAAAGCCCUGACAGGUCCCGCCCUCCAGAGGACAGUGGCGAUUUGUGUGAGCUCCACUGCGAAACACCUGGACAGCCUGCAGGAGAUGACUGACUCCUCUGGUCAUGUGGACACUCUCAAUCUGCUGAGAGCCAUAGUGGUGGACAUCUCCAACAGGCUCUUCCUCAGGGUGCCGCUCAAUGAGAAGGACUUGCUGAUGAAAAUCCAAAACUACUUUGAGACCUGGCAAACAGUUCUAAUAAAGCCUGAUAUAUUCUUCAAGAUUGGGUGGCUCUACAACAAACAUGAGAGAGCAGCCCAAGAGCUGCAAGAUGUGAUGGAGAGCCUUCUUGAAAUUAAAAGACAGAUUAUUAACGAAACUGAGAAGUUGGAUGACGACCUCGACUUUGCAACAGAGCUCAUCUUUGCACAGAACCACGGAGAGCUUUCAGCAGAUAACGUCCGGCAGUGCGUGCUGGAGAUGGUGAUUGCAGCGCCUGACACACUUUCCAUCAGCCUCUUCUUCAUGCUGAUGCUGCUGAAACAAAACCCAGACGUAGAGUUGAGGAUUGUCGAGGAAAUGAACGCCGUCUCGAGUGAAAAAUGUGCUGAAAAUAUUCACCAUCGAAGCUUAAACGUGCUGGAGAGUUUCAUCAACGAGUCUCUGAGGUUUCAUCCCGUGGUUGACUUCACCAUGCGAAAAGCUCUGGAGGAUGACAUCAUCGACGGCAUUACAAUCAGGAGAGGAACCAACAUCAUUCUCAACAUUGGUCUCAUGCAUAAGACGGAAUACUUCCGCAAACCAAAAGAGUUCAGCCUGUCGAACUUUGACAAACCUGUGCCCAGUCGUUUCUUCCAGCCCUUCGGCUGCGGGCCUCGGUCGUGUGUGGGCAAACACAUCGCCAUGGUGAUGAUGAAGGCCAUCCUGGUGACACUGUUGUCUCGGUACACAGUGUGUCCUCGUCGAGGCUGCACCCUCAACAGCAUCAGGCAGACCAACAACCUGUCGCAGCAGCCUGUGGAGGACGAGCACAGCCUGGCCAUGCGCUUCAUCCCUCGAGCCGAAUCUGAAACGGAGUGAUGCUGCAGGUUUCGCAUUAAAACUACUGUGACGUAUUGUAGACGUUCAAGUGUGUAACUGCAGAAAUGAAGGAGUAAGCAGUAAUUUGAGCUGUAAAUAUGCUCUUACACUCUUCACAAUCCUCUUAGAGAAAGAAAACAUUACAUUUGUGUGUUACAGCAGAUGUUUUUUUUUCCCCUUCAAUGACAUAACUGUGCUUUGAGGAAAACAGUUUGAGAAUUCAUCCAACACAAAGCAGUGCAUGGAUUUUCUUACCCAUGACACCUAAUGAAAAACCAGUUAACACGGUACCAGUUUGUUUCGUCAUGACAGGAACACCAGCAAUACAGACUUGUACUUGGUGAGCACAAGUCACGGUGAGGGCGAGACAAACAUCUGCAUGCUUUGAUUGUCUACAGCUCUCCAUUGUUGUUGGAGGCAGUUUUAUUGUGUUCACUGACAGUUUACACGUUUUUAAUCAAAGUAACAAUAUGGUUUAGUAAGUACCAUUGGUACACCAUGUUAGAAUUUCAGCACAGAGUCUACGUAUGUUCUAUAUUAACUAAUUGCGUUGUGCAAGAUGUAACCUAAAUUCUGCGACUAUGACGCCCCGAGACAGCCUUGGCUAACCAUCGACUGUCCCGGCCUGCGACGACUCUCUGAGAAGAGAGGAGAGAAUUUCCUUUACAUUAAUGUGAUGUAAUCUGAUGAGGUGAGUUAAGAUACAUUAUCUUUAAUUAUCCCCUAUUGACUGUAUUUAUCAUGGCAAAUCUAUACAGUAAAGUUGACGUAUUUUUCUUUUCUUCUGAGACAUUGAGACGUGUGUAUGGAAAUGUGGAUUGUGCUAGAGGGAAACAAAAUCAGUAUAGGAGCAAUGUUAGUAAUGCUUUUUUUUAGAUAUGAACAUGUAUUUCUUUUUUACAUUUUGUACAAGCUUAAAGUAACCAUCAUUAAUCCAAUAUUUUUUCUCAUGUAGCAAAUAUUAAAAACAGACCAGUAUGAGAAGAAAGAGCAGAAGAAAAUAUUCACACAUUUAAUAGUGUCCUUCUUUUCCUCAUGUCCAACACAUUACCGCCUGUACUUUAAUAAACAAUCUUGGACCCAGAGUCAAGUUCAUUUA